Messenger RNA from Pungitius pungitius (ninespine stickleback), 1752 nucleotides. Its product is annotated as zinc finger and SCAN domain-containing protein 2-like. Lineage: Eukaryota; Metazoa; Chordata; Actinopteri; Perciformes; Gasterosteidae. The record is from RefSeq and is a predicted model, not a curated record. Bases 142 to 1752 code for a protein of 536 amino acids. The transcript is spliced from 3 exons.
GCACACGAAGAAGACAAACCCGGAAGUCCCGUGGUGGCCUCGCUCGCUCCCGCCCGCUGUCGUAUCGUUCAAAGCGUCGUCGGGUGCGAAAGACGGAAAAUUAAAAACAAAUUAUAUGAGAAGACGUCGCGUCGGCGCACAAUGUCCGACCUGCGGGCGGUGAAGACGCUGCUGGCCGAGAGACUGACGGCGGUCGCGGAGGAAAUACUCCGCGCCGCGGAGGAGAAGUCAGCAGAUAUGUCCCCUGAGCAGCAGAGGGCGGCUGUACGCAGGCGGCUGUUGGCGGUUGUCGACGAGAUCUUCAGGAUCCUGGAGAAGAUGGUGGGAGAACACGAGACGGAAGAUUCUAGUCCCCGUGAAGAGAUCGACCACACACGGCCGCUCCGCGGCUCCAACUGUGGAAAGGACACAUCCUCCGAUCUGCCCAGGACUAAAGACGCGUCCACGGAGACGGACGGUACACCUUCACGUGCGGAGGCGCUGUCCCCCGCCGACAACGAGCUGCUCCCGCCAAACGAUUCCGAAGCCGAGAAACUUCUCAAAACAAACAAACGGAAAACAUUUAAGAGGCAUAAUCAAGCUGAGGAUCACAGCGACGUGUGUGGGAGGUCUUCCCUCAGAGGUGUGGCUGGGAAGAAGAUACCGAAAACCGAAAGUCAAAUCUCCGCGGACAACAAGAUCCAACUUGGGGGACAGAGUCGUUGCCGAGUGUGUGGAAAGGGUUUCCGCUCCAAGCGCUCUUUUCUGAAACACGUGCUUCUGCACGAGCAGAGCUCGGAUCUGUGCGGCGCCUGCGGGAAACAUCUGGAGCCGGGCGAGAGCUUGAAGACGCAUUUACAAACCCACAACGAGGAAGAAGAAGAAAAGGCCCGCGGGGACGAGGCGGGGGGCGGCGAGGAGACCAAAGACGAACCUCGUUUAGAAAACUCCGAAACCAAAGGCACGGACAAACCAAGAGGAGGCCAAAAAAAGGACGGUAAGGACCCAUCGCCUCUGAAGUAUAGCUGCAAAGUCUGCGGCAAGUCCUUCUGCUACAGAGCCUCCUUCCUGAAGCACGUGCAGGAAGACGAGGGCGACGCGGACGCGUGCGGCGUGUGCGGCGAGCGCUUCGAGUCCGGAGACGGCCUGCGGCGCCACCUGCAGACGUACGUCCGCACCAACGACUGCGAGGUCUGCGGCAAGCGCUUCGAGAGCCCCCAGCAGCUGGCGAUGCACGGCCGGACGCACACGGGGGAGAAGCCGUACGUCUGCAACGUCUGCGGCAAGGCGUUCGCCCAGAACGGGAAUCUGAUGGGUCACAUGAGGGCGCACACGGGGGAGAGGCCCUACGCCUGCAGCGUGUGCGGCCAGAGCUUCGGCUUCAAGGAGUACAUGACGGCCCACAUGAGGAUCCACACGGGGGAGAAACCCUUCCUCUGCAGCGUCUGCGGGAAAGGGUUCAGGCAGCGGGGCACCCUGAAGACGCACUCCAUGAUCCACACGGGGGAGUCGGCGCACCGCUGCGCCGUGUGCGGCAAGGCGUUCUACAAGAGCGGGGCGCUGAAGAUCCACGUGAGGUCCCACACGGGCGAGAAGCCGUACCUGUGCAACGUCUGCGGCAAGAGCUUCGGGGCCGGCGGCUCGCUGGCCAAGCACAUGGGCGUGCACGAGGGGGGGGGGCGGGCGCACGCCAGGACGGAGCGUCUGAAGAGACGCGCCCGGGCUCACGGGGACGAGUCUUCAAGCAAAGCCGCCGCCACAAGUUCUGGGUGA